Messenger RNA from Brassica napus (rape), 1226 nucleotides. RefSeq lists its product as uncharacterized. NCBI's taxonomy places the organism in Eukaryota, Viridiplantae, Streptophyta, Magnoliopsida, Brassicales, Brassicaceae. The coding region runs from base 204 to 722 and encodes 172 amino acids. The record is from RefSeq and is a predicted model, not a curated record. The transcript has a single exon.
UCUCCUUUGUUUUCUUCUCUCUUUGCAUGGUGUUUCCCUUUUGAAACACGUUAUACUGAUAUUAUCAACAAAGCUAAUACUGUACCUUCUUUUUUUAAUCACGAAUUUUUGGAAAAAAAAAACCUCGUUGAUCUUCUCUGCACAGAUCACUCUCUAAUUAGCUCCUUUACUUCCUAAGCUCUUAGCAUAAUCAAUUGAUAUCGAUGGCAAAGAACUCGGAGAGUAGCAGCAAGAACCAGGAGACGAAGAAAGAAAGCAGAGUGUGUGAGAAGAUUUUCGGAGCAAUGACGAGUCCUGUUCGAACUGUUCGCCGCCUCUCCACCAAACCUUCACCGAACCACCACCAAGCGGAGCCUGUCCGCGUCAAGUUCUCUGAGACGUCGACUCAGGCAGCCAAACCCAUUUCAAAGAUGGAGCCGCUGAUCACUCGAGUGGAGACGAAGCUGAAAACGGACGAGAGGUUCACUGAUUAUAUAAAGAAAGCCAAACUGAAGAUCAGGGCAGUGACGAAUCCGGGUGACAUGAUGAGGAACGAUGCGUCGAAGACAAGUGAAGCAGAGGCACGUGAUCAUCGUCGUCAGUGCCAUGUCCCUACCGCUAGUGUCUCGAGAGAGGGUAGCAGUGGAAGGUCAUCAGAUCAUUUCUCCGAGUACAUAAGGAAGGCGAAGAUGAAGCUCAGAUCUUCCACCAUCGCUCGUGCGAACCCAACUUGCAAGGAUUGAUGAAUUCCCACUAAAUUAUUAUAUGAAUAAUCCAGCUUACCCGAUGGCCUUCAUAUACUACUACUACACGUACCUUUUUAACACAAAGGAAAGAAAACCCUUUUCGACAGCAUCAGCUCCUCCGGUCAUUUGCCAACGGCUGUUUAGAUUUGUGGUGGCUGGGCUAGGGAUAUUGCGUGAGAAAGAGAGAUGAAAGGGAGUAAGAGGAACAAACUGAUCAAGAAGGGAUCAACGUUAUAUCACUAAUCAUUUCAAGCAACAACAAACGCAAGAACAAUCCCCCCUGGCUCAUCAAGACAGGAAUCAGAGAGAAAGAGCGAGAUCACACUAGAGGUUACAUGACAUGGGGAAGAAGAUGUGGAAUAUCUUAGCCUAGAACCAAAUAUAUUACCCAAUUCUAUUUUUAUUUUUCUUUCAAUAUACCAGCUUCAUCACUCUUGAUAAGAAAAUGUAUAUGUACUGGCACUUGUAUAUUUCAGAAGAAAAAAGAAGUUCAUCUCAGAA